AUGGCGCCAGAGGAGACGGGCACCCCUCCAGUGACAGAUAGGACUCGACCCACGGCCCUCCUGGCUACACCACACCACACCACACCACACCUUAACCACAGCCUGCCCACCUCACCCACUAGCCACACCUUCCCGCCCACGUACACCCUCCCACACAACAUCGACCAUGCUCCAGGCCACACCGUCACCACCACACCCUCACCACCACACCUCAUUGCCCUUAUCACAGUUAUUGCACAUUUACCGCACCAUGGCUACACUCCAAGUCACGCCACCCUUCCACAUCCCUAUACACCCCUAGGGAGGCGCCGCCCAAGCCACACCUUCCAGCCACGCCCACCCGCCUAG
Molecule: messenger RNA, 348 nt
Organism: Portunus trituberculatus (swimming crab)
Lineage: Eukaryota; Metazoa; Arthropoda; Malacostraca; Decapoda; Portunidae
Product: protein TRACHEARY ELEMENT DIFFERENTIATION-RELATED 7A-like
Exons: 2
Coding region: 1-348 (115 amino acids)
Source: RefSeq, a predicted model, not a curated record